GGGGAGUCAGUGACGUCAUUACCGAAGGACCGGCGCUCGUUGGUGACGUAAAACUGUAUUCACGGUUCCUAGCGGCAACUCGGCUGUACUUGAUCCGUGUUUGACCCGAGUUUCCAUCUUUUUGUGGUUCGUCCUGUCGCAGCAGCUCCGGCACAAUGUAUAGGUAUAAGGUAACGCUGAAGGAUCGCCACCAGCUCUACAAGCUCAUCAUCAGCCAGCUGCUGUACGACGGCUACAUAAACCUUGCCAAUGGCCUUGUCAGCGAGAUCAAGAUGAACACUGUUUGCGCCCCGUCCGAACAGCUGCUGCACCUCAUCAAAGUGGGCAUGGAGAACGAUGACAGUGCAGUCCAGUAUGCCAUUGGUCGCUCUGAUACUGUGGCUCCUGGCACUGGAAUCGACCUUGAGUUUGAUGCCGAUGUUCAGACUAUGUCUCCGGAGGCCUCGGAGUAUGAGACCUGUUACGUAACCUCACACAAGGGCCCCUGUCGUGUAGCCACCUACAGCAGGGAUGGACAGCUGAUUGCAACUGGCUCUGCUGACGCCUCCAUAAAGAUCCUGGACACGGAGCGCAUGCUGGCCAAGAGCGCUAUGCCAAUAGAGGUCAUGAUGAACGAGACCGCACAGCAGAACAUGGAGAACCACCCUGUCAUCCGCACCCUGUAUGACCAUGUUGAUGAAGUCACAUGUUUGGCAUUCCAUCCCACCGAGCAGAUCCUGGCCUCUGGCUCCAAAGACUACAGCUUGAAGCUCUUCGACUACUCAAAACCAUCAGCCAAGCGAGCCUUCAAGUACAUCCAGGAAGCGGAAAUGCUGCGCUCCAUCUCCUUCCACCCGUCAGGAGACUUCAUCAUAGUGGGCACUCAGCACCCCACCCUGCGCCUCUACGAUGUCAACACGUUCCAGUGCUUUGUUUCUUGUAAUCCCCAAGAUCAACACACGGAUGCUAUCUGCUCUGUCAGCUACAACCCAUCUGCCAAUACUUACGUCUCCUGCAGUAAAGAUGGCAGCAUCAAACUGUGGGAUGGGGUCUCCAACCGUUGCAUCACCACCUAUGAGAAGGCGCAUGACGGGGCUGAAGUGUGCUCUGCCAUCUUCUCUAAGAACUCUAAGUACAUUCUGUCCAACGGAAAGGACUCUGUGGCAAAGCUGUGGGAGAUAUCUACUGGCCGUAUGCUGAUCAAGUACACAGGUGCCGGACUCAGCGGCAGGCAGGUGCACAGGACCCAGGCCGUAUUCAACCACACCGAAGACUAUGUCCUGCUACCUGAUGAAAGGACCAUCAGCUUGUGCUGCUGGGAUUCCCGAACGGCCGAGCGCCGCAAUCUCCUCUCCCUAGGACACAAUAACAUUGUCCGCUGCAUCGUCCAUUCUCCUACCAACCCUGGAUUCAUGACCUGCAGCGACGAUUUCCGUGCCAGGUUCUGGUAUCGGCGGUCAACCACAGACUAAAAUGAUAGUAAGGUAGAACUAUUGCAGAUGUUCCUGGAUGUAAUGCCCCUCCACCAGUCACGUCUCCAGCCACACCUGCCGCUGCUUUAUCUGAGGAAUGCAUUUUAUUCUGGUGUUUGUCAGGAAGUGGCAUAAUCCCGGUCUCCAGGAUCCCCCCUGAAACAAACAAGAAGUACAACCCUGAGGAGCGGUGUGUGGGAUGCCGGACUUCGGUCAUCAUGGACUCCUGUGUACUGAUUUAUUGCGCAUGGCGUGCUCCACCCACGGCUUGACUUGAAAUGCGCUAUUGUUCGUGCGCCCUGUUCCAUGAUGUUUCCUCUGUAUUCACUGCCAUGUAUUCCCAUGUUGUAAUAUAUCCCCAAAAUAUGCCGGGACAUUAUCAUAGCUAAGCAUAUCAUAACAAAGAGACUGAGGUUCUUUUGACAUUUUCCCUGCGUCGCUUCUGACAACUCCCGAUGCGCCCAACUUUUAUUUUUCUAUCGAACAUACAGUGGGAAUUUUAGAACUGGCCGGAGUAAAGGCUGGUUCAGUAUUCCUUUCUGAUCCUGUUUUUAACCCGCUGAGGUCAGCGGAAAUGUGUCCUGCCACAUUUUGGUAGGAAUGAUUGAAAUCCACUAUGUUCUGUCUUGGAGAGUGUCUGAGUAGGCGGAGCAUGACUCAUGCCCCGCCCCUUCAGGCUCUGCACUAGCUAUAAGGCCUCUUUCACACGGGCGUGUGUGCCCCGUGGUCGUGCUGCGGGCCGCAAUGCACGAGCACAGUCCGUGGGC
This is a messenger RNA of Bufo bufo (common toad), 2218 nucleotides long. It is a transcript of the gene CSTF1, whose product is annotated as cleavage stimulation factor subunit 1. Gene Ontology annotation, cellular component: mRNA cleavage stimulating factor complex. The coding region runs from base 156 to 1451 and encodes 431 amino acids. The record is from RefSeq and is a predicted model, not a curated record. Gene Ontology annotation, molecular function: protein binding; RNA binding. Gene Ontology annotation, biological process: mRNA 3'-end processing. The transcript has 6 exons. Lineage: Eukaryota; Metazoa; Chordata; Amphibia; Anura; Bufonidae.